Branchiostoma floridae (Florida lancelet) is the source of this 3296-nucleotide messenger RNA. Its product is annotated as serine/threonine-protein phosphatase 6 regulatory ankyrin repeat subunit C-like. The transcript is spliced from 6 exons. Lineage: Eukaryota; Metazoa; Chordata; Leptocardii; Amphioxiformes; Branchiostomatidae. The record is from RefSeq and is a predicted model, not a curated record. Bases 16 to 2697 code for a protein of 893 amino acids. Gene Ontology annotation, molecular function: protein binding.
GCAACUUAACUUAUAAUGUACAUGAUUGUUGUACUUUCAGGGAAUUCUAAGGAGCUGAUGACAGACUCUGGUGCGGAAGGCUUGGAGGCAUGUCACUCAGCACAUGAAGAUGCUGUUGAGGAAACACAGGAAAGAUCUCCAGCCAAAGCUACCGGCACAUCAUAUCAGGCAGACAGUCUCAUGUAUGCAGAGGCAGUAAAGUCAUCUCCAGAAGACGAAUCCCCAUCAAGUGAAGGACAACAAUGGAAGGAAAAUGUCAAACAACUCCUAGAUGCUUGUGAAAAAGGCAACCUCCAGUCUGUUAAGCAUGUCAUAGAGUCGGGUCAUCUCCGAGUAAGCAUAGAAGAUGAAACGGGAACCACGCCACUUCAUUCAGCUGCAGCAAAUAGGCAUGUCAAUAUUACAAGAUAUCUGCUACAUAAAGGUGCAAACGUUGAUGAAAGGAACCGUAUGGAUGAGACAGCACUUCACUUGGCAGCAGGCAGUGGUGAUGUCCGUAUGGUUAAACUGCUGUUGGAACACAAUGCAGAUAUCUCUGCAACUGAUUGCCUUGGUAACACUGCACUUCACUUUGCUGCCCGAGAAGGGAAAACCAACGCACUCCAUUUACUUCUAUGGAUAGGGGCAAAUAUUGAUGCUACAGGAAAUGAUAAUCUAACAGCACUUCAUCUCGCGGCAUGGAAUGGCCAUGCAAAUGUUGUGAAUGACCUCUUAGUUUAUGGAGCAGACCUAAAUAAAAAAGACAUAUGGGGCCAUACAGCUCUCCACAUAGCAGCUAGGGAAGGGUAUCCUCUGAUCGUUAAAGACUUGUUACAUUCCAAAGCAGAUCUGAAUGCACAAGCAGACGAUAACUAUUCAGCGCUACAUUUUGCCGCUAGUGACAAUCAGUUGGAAGUGGUUGAAGUCUUGCUUUCAUCAGGGGCAGCCAUCGACGAUACGGAUAAGUAUGGUGACACAGCGCUACAUUCUGCAACAAGUUAUGGCCAUGUUUCAAUGAUGAAAACUCUUGCUGAGAAAGGUGCUGAAGUCAAUGCAACAAACAGCUAUGGCAAAACACCGCUGUAUGCAGCGGCUUUUGGGGGACACGACGAAGCCCUGGAAUACCUGAUAGACAUAGGGGCAGAUCCACAUGCAAAAGAUAAACAGGGUGAUACAGCACUCCACUGGGCUGCAUAUCAUGGGCAUGUCAAGGUGGUAGAGUUAUUACUCAGCAAAGGCCUGGACAGUAAUGCAAAAGGUUAUUAUGGCAGAACAGCUGUGCACCGUGCUGCAGAAAGAGGACAAGCCCAGACACUUCAGGUGCUUCUGCAGGCAGGAGGAUCACCUAACGUGACUAAUGAAGAUGGAGAGACACCGCUUCAUAUCGCACUGCUAAGAAACCCUGAUGUUGCCCAGCUUCUUCUUGAGAAAGGUGGAGAUCCCAGUAUAAAGUCAGAAGACGGGGGGACUGGACUACACCUUGCAGCGUGGACUGGUAACGUGGACGCCCUUAGGUUAGUGUUGGAAACUGGCAAGGUUGAUGUUGAUGAGAAAGACUUUGCUGGCUGCACGGCACUCCACUUGGCCUCUGAACAAGGCCAUUUUGAGGUGGUUGAAGUCCUCAUAGACAUAGGGGCAGAUCCACAUACAAGAGAUAAACAAGGGGAUACUGCACUCCACUGGGCUGCAUAUCAUGGGCAUGUGAAGGUGGUAGAGCUAUUACUCAGCAAAGGCCUGGACAGUAAUGCAAAAGGUUGUAAUGGUAUAACAGCUGUGCACCAUGCUGCAGAGAGAGGACAAGCCCAAACACUACAGGUGCUUUUGGCGGCGGGGGGAUUACCCAACGUAACUAGUGAAGAUGGGGAGACACCGCUUCAUAUUGCACUGCUCACAAACCCUGAUGUUACCCAGCUUCUUCUUGAGAAAGGCGGAGAUCCCAGUAUAAAGUCAGAAGAUGGGGGGACUGGACUACACCUUGCAGCGUGGACUGGUAACGUGGACGCCCUUAGGUUAGUGUUGGAAACUGGCAAGGUUGAUGUUGAUGAGAAAGACUUUGCUGGCUGCACGGCACUCCACUUGGCCUCUGAACAAGGCCAUUGUGACUCAGUAAAGAUGCUGUUGGAUUAUGGGGCCUCAGUAAGUGCCAAAGACAACAUCAAUCUUUCACCAUUGGACAAAGCACGGUUAAAGGGACAUGAAAAAGUGUCAGCACUACUGGAGGGCAAAGUGAAUGAACGGCCUAAAUUUUCAACUAAUGACGUCAGAGAUCUCGCGUUUCGCGAGAAACCGCGAGACACAUUCCUGAGGAGAGACGUGAAAAUGGCGGACGAAGCUUUGGGAAAAGCGGGACUCCACUUCGAUGAGCUGAAUAAGAUCAGAGUUCUAGACCCUGAGGUGUCUACAACUACAACAGAGCUGAAGGAAGAGUGCAAGGACUUUGUUGACAAAAUUGCAGAGUUCCAGAAGAUAGUGGGGAGCUUCAUAGAGAUGGUGGACCGGCUAGCCAAGGAAGUGGAGAAAGAAAAGAUGAAGGCAAUCGGUAACAGGAAUCAGCUGAAGUCCAUGGCCAAACAGAGAGAAGCCCAGGAGCAGCAGUUACAGGCCCUUAUAUCAGAGAAGAAGACACAGCUAGAGAGAUACCGUGUCCAGUACGAGGCCUUACUUAAGGACGAGGCAGAACAACAAGAAUUUGUGGAGCAGUUCAUCUUACAGAAGUAGCCCACAGCAACACACAUACAUGUGUACAUACCUGUAUCUCUUUUGUGUAUGGCAAUGCCAGGGUAACUACUUAGAUCUGAUGUUUUUUCAUCAAAUUAGAUACACAGGCUUUGAAGUUCCAAUGGACAAAAAGCUAGAAGCAAAGCUCCAAUGAAAAUGGAUAGCAUUUGAAAUUGGGUUGUGCUAGUGACAUUUUGUAGUCAAAGAAUGACUCUGAGAUUUGAGUGUAAUGUGCAUGCAUUGGUUGUUGUUUUUCUGGGAAAACUGGUUUCGGAAAGAAAAGAAAAGUAUGAAAACCAAGUUCUUUAACUGGCAUUGCCCCAUAGAAAGAAGGAUGUAAAGAAUUUAAAAAUACACUUUUUGACUUUUGUAAGUCCUACAUACAUGUAAGGAUUUCUAUAGAUACCAGUGUCAUGUAUAUACAAUUUGUUGUAAAUCAGUAAAAAAUCUAUUUUAGUGAAACCUCUUUAGAUGUAUAUACAGUACUUGACUUUCAUGAAUGGAUGGUUUGUUUGUAUGUGAUCUAUUAGCACAUGGUUAUACUAUAGGUAAUAUCAAAUAUUUCCAGUUCUGUUUUUAUAUAAGAGAAAAAUGUACAU